Molecule: messenger RNA, 612 nt
Organism: Symbiodinium sp. CCMP2592
Lineage: Eukaryota; Dinophyceae; Suessiales; Symbiodiniaceae
Source: the annotation of a GenBank genome assembly
AUGCCCAGGAUUUCUGCCUGCAGCCAGUGGGCGCAUUGCUUAGACCUGCUACGAUCCGCUAGCGCUCGGCGCUGGGCGCUGGAUGUGAUCAGUUUCAACAGCACUCUCAGCGGCCUCGCCGUGGGCCGCUGUUGGGACCGCGCGGCGCUUCUGCUGGAGGAGAUGCGGCAAGGCCCCAUCGCUCCUAACGUCAUCUCCUACAAUACGACCAUCAGCUCCUUCGUGGACUGGGAAGGAGAUUUCUGGCCCUACGCCCUUGAAUGCCUGGAGCUGAUGUGCUCGGAUGAGCUGCAGCCGGACCUGGUCAGCUUCAACACCGCGCUCCGGGCGGCCGGAGCACGCGGUGCCUGGCAAGCGAGCUUGGCUCUGAUGGAGGAGCUGACGCGCAAGGCGCUGAAGGCGGACCAGGCCAGCUUCAAUGCCACCCUGGCAGCGCUACCCCCUUCGGCACAGUGGCGCUGGAGCCUGCAGCUGCUGCAGGAGGCGGAGGUCUCGCAGGUAAAGCCCGACAUCCUCAGCUUUGCAGCGGCCAUCAAAGCGGCGCAGGCCAAGGGCCCAGCUGUUGCCUCUGCCGUCCUCCUUCGGGAGGCGCUGCAGCGACGGCUGCGGUGA